AUGUCUUCUCUCUUAGCCGAGAUACCCCUCCCAACCGUACUAUACGCAGUAUCGAUCGUCGUGGCUCUGGGCCUGAUGUUUAGGAACCGCAAGGAGGCUCUUCAGCCACCGAAACCGCCAGGACCGAAAGGCGAUGUACUUUAUCUCGAAGCUCUGGGACAGUCGCUUCUCAUUCUAUCGUCUCGCAAACGAAUCACCGAAUUGAUGGAUAAGCGUUCGACGAUCUAUUCUGAUAGACCCCCGUUCCCAAUGUUCCACCUGAUGAACUACGGUCACUAUAUCACCAUUAUGCCGUAUGGGAACACAUGGAAGCAACACAGGAAGACGUUUCAUCAGCAACUAGAUGCCCAUAUUUCCUCAACAUGGCAUGACUUGAUGGUCAAAAACACGAAGUCGUAUUUGAAGCGAUUAUUGACAUGCCCCGAGAAGUGGGGAGCCCAUACAAAGCAUGGGCUGAUCAUCGAGGUGACCUAUGGCGUUGAGACCGAAAGCCCCACCGAAGAGUUUGUGAAGUACACAAACGAAGUUUCAGUUGGGUUCGGCUCAGCAGCCCUUCCUGGAAGCUUCCUUGUCGACAACAUUCCUCUCCUCAAGUACGUUCCCAGUUGGUUCCCAGGCGCCGGAUUCAAGAGGUUUGCGGCCUACCACGGCGAGGUCGCGCAGCGCGCUAAGCAUAGACCUUAUAACCACGUCCUCAAAAAGAUUAAAGAAGGAACACUUCCGACCUGUAUGGUCAGCAAUAUGCUUGAAGAAGGGACACACGAUGAUUUGGCGAGAAACGUAGCGACAAUUGCACAUAUUGCUGGAACGGACACUGUGAGACUACGCCUUCCUCUCGAAGGAUAUGCUCUGGCCGCUGACAUGCUCCAGUCUAUGGGUACAGCACUGGCCUUCCUGAACUUCAUCGCCAUGCAUCCCGACGUCCAACGCAAAGCUCAAAGAGAGUUGGACGAUGUUGUUGGCCAAGGAAGACUGCCGGGGUUUAGCGACCGAGAUAACCUUGUCUACAUCGAAGCUAUUCUCAGGGAGUCUCUGAGAGUGCACCAAACGUUCCCAAUGGGCAGGAAUUCCGCAUGCGACUACAAGCAUAUCAUGCACGACCCCGAAAUUUACCAAGACCCGAUGACUUUCAAGCCAGAACGAUUCAUCAAGGAUGGGAAGAUUGACGGGAGCAUCCUGGAUCCAAGCGACAUUGUGUUUGGGAUCUGUCCUGGUAGCAACUUCAGCAGGGACUCCCUGUUCAUAAUGAUAGCUUACAUCCUAACAUUCUUUGAUGUUGAGCCGACGAAGGACGAAACAGGGAAGCCAGAUAUUCGAUAUGAACCUGAGGAUAAGGGUGUUUCGCACCCGGAACCUUUCGAUGUCGUCUUUAAACCGCGUUCCAAAGAACAUGAGAGCCUAUUGCGGAGUCUUUGA
Messenger RNA from Coprinopsis cinerea okayama7#130, 1416 nucleotides. RefSeq names its product O-methylsterigmatocystin oxidoreductase. Lineage: Eukaryota; Fungi; Basidiomycota; Agaricomycetes; Agaricales; Psathyrellaceae. The transcript is spliced from 10 exons. Gene Ontology annotation, molecular function: monooxygenase activity; heme binding; oxidoreductase activity, acting on paired donors, with incorporation or reduction of molecular oxygen. The record is from RefSeq and is a predicted model, not a curated record. Bases 1 to 1416 code for a protein of 471 amino acids.